Volvox carteri f. nagariensis is the source of this 231-nucleotide messenger RNA. RefSeq lists its product as uncharacterized. Lineage: Eukaryota; Viridiplantae; Chlorophyta; Chlorophyceae; Chlamydomonadales; Volvocaceae. Gene Ontology annotation, molecular function: protein kinase activity; ATP binding. The annotation marks the transcript as partial. The transcript has 2 exons. The record is from RefSeq and is a predicted model, not a curated record. Gene Ontology annotation, biological process: protein phosphorylation; mitotic spindle organization; regulation of cytokinesis. Gene Ontology annotation, cellular component: spindle midzone; spindle microtubule; chromosome passenger complex.
GUCUGGGCUACGGGAGUGUUGGCCUUCGAGCUGCUCCACGGCUACCCGCCCUUCUUGGGCAGCCACCGCGAGGAGACGGAGCAGCUCAUCAUGACAGCCGAGGUGCAGCUCAGCCCGCAGCUCUCACACGGCGCCCGCGACUUCAUCCUUUCCUGCCUCCGCAAGGAGUCCGCGGACCGGCCCACCGUGAAUCAGCUGCUCCAGCACACCUGGAUCCGGCAGCACACGCGG